This is a messenger RNA of Nelumbo nucifera (sacred lotus), 2820 nucleotides long. Its product is annotated as S-adenosyl-L-methionine-dependent methyltransferases superfamily protein. Gene Ontology annotation, cellular component: cytoplasm; endosome; trans-Golgi network. The record is from RefSeq and is a predicted model, not a curated record. NCBI's taxonomy places the organism in Eukaryota, Viridiplantae, Streptophyta, Magnoliopsida, Proteales, Nelumbonaceae. Gene Ontology annotation, molecular function: methyltransferase activity.
UGAGAAGAGGGCAGCUUUUUGAGGCUGGUCAGUCUCCUGGGAAUACUCCUUUCUCGCCCCCUGCCGAGAGCACAAGAGGCAAGAGCCCCUGUUGUUUUAGACCAAAUCCACACUCUGGUCUUUCAAUCUUCAAUGGAAAAAUAAUUUUAAAAUAGAUAAAUAAAAAAAGUCUAAAAAAAAAAAAACCCAACCCAGAAUAACGUUACCAGAUCUCACCAGCCAGCCAGCCACCAAUUACCAUCCCCGACCCAGCUAUUCUUUUACGGUACCUGGAUGACACACAUUAUCAUUUUGUCACCACCACCACCACCACCACCGUGUUCCGGAGUUGUAUAACCUUCUCUUCCUGGUCUUCUCCACAAAUAAAACUUCUCUUCCUGGUCAUGGGGGUUGCUGUUUCUGGUUCCUACUUUUCCUGGGAGCUUCACGGUUUCUGAAGGAUAAAAGAGAAUCUGAAAAACGAAGCAUUUCUUUUAUGUUUGUCUUCUUUUUACUGUAGGAUAUAGGAUAUUAGUGGAGUGAGCUGGGAAAUUAACAGAAAGAGGUAGGAAUCCCCCAAAGCAGAUUAGAUGGCGAAGGAGUACAGUGGAUCUCCCAAGUAUAGUCAGCUAGAAUCAAAGAGGAAGCGCCUCACUUGGAUCUUGUGUGUGAGUGGCCUCUGCGUCCUGUCCUACGUCUUAGGAGCUUGGCAGAAUACCACUUCCCCCCCUCUAAAGAGUUCAGAUGUUUACACAAAAGUGGGGUGUGAUGGUGAAUCCAAUACAGCAGGCAAAGUACGAUCGUCGUCGUCGUUGUCCACUGUCUCCCUCGAUUUUGAAGCUCAUCACCAAGUGGGGAUCAAUGAAACCGACGGGAUUGAGAAAUUCCCUCCUUGUGACAUGACGUACAGUGAGUACACUCCUUGCCAAGAUCCUGUAAGGGGAAGGAAAUUUGAUCGGAACAUGUUGAAAUACAGGGAGAGGCAUUGUCCCACCAAGGAGGAACUUCUCCGUUGCUUGAUUCCUGCUCCCCCCAAAUACAAGAACCCUUUCAAAUGGCCUCAGAGCAGGGACUACGCUUGGUACGAUAACAUUCCUCACAAAGAGUUGAGUAUUGAAAAGGCCGUUCAGAAUUGGAUUCAGGUUGAGGGCAACCGGUUCAGAUUCCCUGGUGGAGGCACCAUGUUCCCUCGCGGCGCAGACGCUUAUAUUGAUGACAUAAACAAGCUCAUCCCUCUUACCAGUGGAACAAUCAGGACUGCACUCGAUACAGGAUGUGGAGUUGCAAGUUGGGGAGCCUACCUGCUAAAGAGAAAUAUCCUAGCAAUGUCAUUUGCACCAAGGGAUACGCAUGAAGCUCAGGUUCAGUUUGCACUGGAACGGGGAGUUCCUGCCAUGAUUGGAGUUAUGGCAUCACAGAGGAUGCCCUACCCAGCAAGAGCUUUUGAUAUGGCCCACUGUUCACGCUGCUUGAUUCCAUGGCAACAAUAUGAUGGGUUAUACCUGAUUGAAGUAGACAGAGUUCUAAGGCCUGGUGGUUAUUGGAUUCUCUCUGGACCCCCAAUCCGCUGGAAGAAGUACUGGAGAGGUUGGGAGAGAACUCAAGAAGAUCUAAAGCAAGAGCAAGAUGCAAUAGAGAAGAUAGCCAAAAGUAUUUGUUGGAAGAAAGUGAUUGAGAAAGAUGAUCUGGCAAUUUGGCAAAAGCCCUUGAACCAUAUCGAUUGUGUAAAGAGUAGGAGGGUUUUCAAAACGCCACACAUCUGCAAAUCAGAUGCUCCAGACACUGCAUGGUACAGAAAUAUGGAACCUUGCAUCACACCACUACCAGAAAUAAGCAGCUCGGAUGAAGUUGCUGGAGGGGCACUGGAGAAAUGGCCGGAACGGGCAUUUUCCGUUCCUCCCAGAAUAAAAAGUGGGUCUAUCCCAAGUAUCACUGCCAAGAAAUUCCAAGAGGAUAAUGAACUGUGGAAAGAUAGGUUAACACGCUACAAGCGGAUUAUCCCACCGCUCACUCAAGGACGAUUCAGGAACAUAAUGGACAUGAAUGCUUAUAUGGGGGGAUUUGCAGCAGCCCUUGUGAAAUAUCCAGUGUGGGUUAUGAAUGUAGUUCCAGCCAAUACAAAUCAAGACACUCUAGGUGUGAUCUAUGAGAGGGGAUUCAUAGGUACCUAUCACGACUGGUGCGAGGCUUUCUCGACAUAUCCAAGAACAUAUGAUCUUAUCCAUGCCGGCGGCGUGUUCAGCAUUUACCAAGACAGGUGUGAUAUUACAUACAUUCUGUUGGAAAUGGAUAGAAUUCUAAGGCCAGAAGGAACUGUGAUAUUCAGGGACACGGUAGAUGUUCUUGUGAAGAUACAGAGUAUAACAGAUGGAAUGAGAUGGAAGAGCCAGAUUAUGGACCAUGAGAGUGGACCCUUCAACCCUGAAAAAAUUCUUGUCGCUGUUAAAACUUACUGGACCGGUGAAGCUUCUUCCAAAAAGAAUCAAACAUAAUAGGCCCAAAAUAAUGCCUCUGACGUAUUGUUGGGAGUUCUUCCAUCAAUUCUUUUCUUGUUUUUGUUUUCUUACUUCUAGGCCUCUGGCUCUUACCUUCUUCGUUUCUUCUUUCGUAUGGAAUUCACUUUGAGGUUAUCUUAGUUUUUUCGUCGUAGCCUUCAAGUUGGAUGUACAUCUUUUCCUUCCUUUUUUUUUUUUUGUUUUUCUCUUUUUGGUCUAUAUUGCUUUGCUAUGUAAGCUAUUAUUUUAUUUGUAACCCUUUGAGGAAACUGUGGUUUUUCAAGGAGAUCGUGACAUGAUCUUCCACUUAAAUGGGCCCUCUUUAUUUCCCCCUUUUCCACUAUCA